Symbiodinium sp. CCMP2456 is the source of this 483-nucleotide messenger RNA. NCBI's taxonomy places the organism in Eukaryota, Dinophyceae, Suessiales, Symbiodiniaceae. The record is from the annotation of a GenBank genome assembly.
AUGAAUUUGGCACCACCGCCCAUCGAGAGACCUCCGAGGGCGCCAGGGACGCAAAGACCCCAUCCGCACAUACAGGGCUUGCCUGGUGAACUCCGAGCAGCCCGGGCCCACGCGACGUCCCUGGAGUUAGCGCAGGUCCAGGAGCGUGGCUAUCCAUCCCUGCGAGGCUCGGAUGGCUCCGAUCGCGCCGGGGAGGCCAGGCCCAUUUCGGGUGCCACAUCGCCCAGCCUCGUGGUGUCCUUGCCAUCCUCCUCCGCCUCGACGCGCACGCCGUCGCCCGGAAGCUUGGGUGCAGCGAGCAGCCGGCGAUGGAGCGGCGCUGAGAUGCAGGUAGCUCCGCCCGUGCGUUGGAAAUGGCAGCCACGUGAUGCAGACAGGCAGCUCCGCGACCGUGGCGAAGGCGCGGCCCAUUUGCGUGGCCGGCGCGCCAAUCUGGCGCGAAUCCGUGAAAUCCAAGGCCUGAGCCGUCAGAAUUCGUCAUAA